AUGAUUUUACGAGUAUUUGCGCUGCUAACAGAUUUACUACUGUUGGCACGACUUGCUGUAGCAACAGGAACAACACAUGAAUACAACUUCACUACAGGAUGGGUGGCAAGAAAUCCCGAUGGCGUGAAAGAACGAAUGAUGAUUGGAUUCAACGGAGAAUGGCCCAUUCCAGAGAUCCACAUCAACAAAGGCGAUCGACUGAUCGUCAGACUCACAAACGGAUUUGAAGAUAUACCCACCUCCUUACAUUUCCAUGGAUUUUUCCACCGUCAAGCAGACGAGAACAUGAAUCAGAUGGACGGGCCACCACUGGUCACGCAAUGUCCGAUUAUGCCUGGUGACACAUACGUUUACAAUUUUACGGUUGUCAACCAAGUCGGAACAUACUGGAUUCACUCUCAUUCCGGUGCCCAGUAUACAGAUGGUAUGCGAACCGCACUUAUUGUGCACGAUGAGGAUGAACCUUUUCAAUACGAUGAGGAAAAAGUUAUCCAGAUCGGAGAUCAUUACCACAAACCUUACUACGAGGUUAUGGACGAGUUUUUGACUAGGUACAACCCCACAGGUGCGGAGCCAAUCCCGCAAAAUAUUCUUUUCAAUAACACGGUGAACGCAUCGCUAAGUUUCGAUCCUGAUACCGUAUAUCUACUGCGUUUCAUCAACGUUGGAAAUUUUAUCUCGCAAUAUCUCUACAUGGAAGACCACGAUUUCACCAUUGUUGAAGUCGAUGGCAUUUACACAAAUCCCAGCACCACGAGCCUCUUAUAUUUAGCGCCUGGUCAAAGAAUGUCAGUCCUGGUGAAAUCACAUUCCCACGCCUCCAAAAACUACGCUCUUAUGCAAAUCAUGGACGAAACAAUGUUAGAUGAAGUGCCUUCUGAUCUUGUUUUGAACCGCACAAACCAGAUAAUUUACGAUGAAAACGCUCCUCGAGCCAAAGAGUAUUUUAUUGACUCUUUCUCGGCAGUUACGAACGAUUUUUUCUUGACGCCUUUGGCUGGAAAAGAACUUCUUUCCGAUUACGACUACCAGAUAUCUUUGGAUGUCAAGAUGGACAAUCUCGGGGACGGUAAAAAUUACGCGUUUUUCAACAACAUCACGUAUGUUGCUCCCAAAGUGCCAACUUUAAUAACUGCACUUUCUGCGCCAGAGGACUUGGCCAAGAAUCCUGCAAUUUAUGGUGACAAUGUGAACGCCUUUGUUCUCGAGCAUGGGGAGGUGAUCGAAGUCGUAAUAAACAAUUACGAUGAUGGAAGACAUCCAUUCCAUUUGCACGGACACAACUUUCAGAUAGUACAAAAAUCACAAGCGUUUCUCGGGGAGAAUUCGAAAGACGAACUCGACAGCGGAGAACCGGUGCCUUACAACGAAACCGCUCCGUUGAUGCCAUAUCCUGAAAUACCGAUGCAAAGAGACACUGUGGUGUUAGAGCCUAAUGGUCAUAUUGUUCUGCGUUUCGUCGCUGACAACCCCGGUAUCUGGUUUUUCCACUGCCACGUGGACUGGCAUUUGGAGCAAGGUCUUGCAGCAGUUUUCGUCGAAGCGCCCUUGGUCUUGAGAGAGAAAGAAGUAUUAUCUGAGAGCUUUAAACAGGUCUGUUCCGCGGGCAACUACCCACUUUCAGGAAAUGCCGCCGGUAAUGAAGAAGAUUGGCUCAACUUAGCAGGAUUGCCACGACAGCCAAAACCGUUGCCGGACGGCUUUACUUUGAAAGGUUACAUUGCAUUUGCCGUCUCGUGCAUGGUUGGCAUAUGGGGCAUUUUUACAAUUGUGCAGUACGGAUUGAGCGAGUCUACCCAAAACGAUCAAGUCAUGUACCACAAGCUACUCAAUAUACUUGACGAAACAGAAGAAACAAGAUGA
Messenger RNA from Lachancea sp. 'fantastica', 1863 nucleotides. The record is from the annotation of a GenBank genome assembly. NCBI's taxonomy places the organism in Eukaryota, Fungi, Ascomycota, Saccharomycetes, Saccharomycetales, Saccharomycetaceae.